Molecule: messenger RNA, 1329 nt
Organism: Trichoderma asperellum CBS 433.97
Lineage: Eukaryota; Fungi; Ascomycota; Sordariomycetes; Hypocreales; Hypocreaceae
Source: RefSeq, a predicted model, not a curated record
AUGCGCAACAGUAACAUGGGGCAACCUAGAGCAGUGGCUGGUACCGAUGCCUCAGUACGACGACCCGGGCGUCCUCGCAUGAAGGACAGUUUGCCUGCAGAUCCAAAUGACAACUCGUCACGGUCCCGCAUGCGGCUCGCCCAGAGAUCGUAUCGUAACCGCAAAGCGAAUGAGCUCACAGCCGCAAAGGCCAAGGCCAAUGCCCUGGAGAACGCCCUUAAUAGAACGCUAGACGAAUUUAUCAAGCUUCACCAAAUGUUGUUGGGCAAGCAGGAUUACUUGCCAGCAGAGUUCCUACUACAGCUCCAUGAGACAGCCACGAAUAUCAUUUCUGUUGCGAAGAAUGCUCUGGCCGAUGCAAUGCCAGAACCAGAACAUUCAGCGAGCGAUCACCUUGCGACAAUGGAUAGCGACGAUUACGAAGAUGAUGCCGUCUGCAUUCCUACGCAUGUAAACUCUGACAACUCUUGUUUCCCUACAAAGCGUGCAUCAAUCUCUCAGCGUAUCUUACACGCGUGCCUCAAUCUCGCUGCAGAUAGGCUCAAGCUUCCGAGAGUGCCCUUCCUGCGUAUCCUCCCAGCUCUUCUUCUGCCUCUCCAGUUCGAAAGCGAAGACAAUAUCCUCAGGCGAGCCAUGCAAUACCUCUCUAUUGGCGGCACUGAAGCACAGCUAGAGCAGGAGCGUUCCUCUGCUAAGGCAGGGUAUCUGCCUAAAAUGAUGCGGCUUAUUGAAGGACAGACGCAUACUCUAGUGCCACGAAAGCCACAACCCCAUAUGCAGCGCCUACAGUUUGGAUGCACACGAACGGUAAUCUCUACAGCAGUGCCCGAUCUCCAGGGAGAAUGGCUCGAACCUUUGGACGUAGAAGAGUAUCUCGAGCAGCGAGGAAUUUUCAUCCGAGAAGAGGCGCCGGACGAUGACUUGCUGACUCUAGCUAUCCCUGCCGGUAGCAAACUAUCUGCAACAGUCGUUAAUAUAAAUGAGACAGAUGGCAUACAAAAUGAGGCUUCUUAUAACAAUGAUGCAUUGGACAGCUCAAAUACCGGUGAGCUCGGUAUUAGCCACGACUACAAUAUCUUCGACCACCAGCGUGAUGCAACAGCAGCAUUUGCAUCCUCUCUCUGGGACGUCGAUGGAAUAGGUAUUUCGCCGGAGAAUGCGACAAUGUGCACUCCCGAGCAUAUCAACAUCACGAUAAAUCUCGAUACCUUGGUCCAUAAGCUCGUGUCCAGGGCUGUGUGCUUAGGAGCCUGCCCCGGAAUCCGAAGAGCACAUGUCGACGAGGCGAUUCGAGGUUCGGUGGUAUGGAUGCAAGAGACAUAUAAAUGA